GAAAAGAGAAGGGCUUCCGCUUCUGAUAUCUGAGAUUGAAUUCAAUAAGAUAGGAAAACUUUUCGUUCAUCAUGUGAAAAUGGUGGAGGAUGACUGCUUCUGGUUAUUAUUUUGCUGGGAGUGAGAGGAUAAACGCAAUUAAGCUAAGCUAUGAACGUGAUUCAUCCAGCAGUGCACCCAGUUGAGGCUCCACCGGUGACCGGCGCGGCCAAUGACGCGAUGCCCAGAGGCAGGAUGAUGGACAUCCAGGGCAUGCCCGGCACUACCGGUGGCCUCGUCCUCCGCUUCUCUCAAUUUGCUUUUGCCCUCCUCGCACUCUGCGUCAUGGCCACCACUGGCGACUUCCCUUCUGUCACCGCCUUCUGCUAUCUUGUCGCUGCUGUCAGCUUGCAGAGCUUAUGGAGCCUCACUCUUGCCAUUCUCGAUGUAUAUGCCAUUUUAGUAAAGCGCCGUUUCCGGAAUCCUAGAGUUGUAAGCUUGUUUGCCAUCGGUGAUUGGGUAGACAUGGCAUCGGUUGGUUUUGAUAAACCAAAAGGACUGUAUAUAUUAUCACUGCCUUUUGUCCUGAUCUUUUGUUGUUGGUGACACCAUUUAGGCGGAAUUGGACAAACUUUAAGGAUCACUUCCACACUUACAUUUGCCGCAGCUUGUGCAUCUGCUGGUAUCACUGUUCUUAUUGGCAAUGAUAGGAAUGAUUGUGCAGUGAACCAUUGCACUAGAUUUGAGACAGCAACCGCUAUGGCAUUUAUGAGUUGGUUUGCUGUCUCGCCUUCCUUUAUUUUGAAUUUCUGGUCUCUGGCAUCCAAAUAAAAGACGUGAAGUGUUUUUCUGUGUUUUGGAAGUAGUA
This is a messenger RNA of Juglans microcarpa x Juglans regia, 847 nucleotides long. RefSeq names its product CASP-like protein 5A2. The record is from RefSeq and is a predicted model, not a curated record. The transcript has 4 exons. Gene Ontology annotation, cellular component: membrane. Bases 151 to 585 code for a protein of 144 amino acids. Lineage: Eukaryota; Viridiplantae; Streptophyta; Magnoliopsida; Fagales; Juglandaceae.